Cinara cedri is the source of this 3399-nucleotide messenger RNA. The record is from the annotation of a GenBank genome assembly. Lineage: Eukaryota; Metazoa; Arthropoda; Insecta; Hemiptera; Aphididae.
AUGGAUAGGUAAGUUGUCAACAUAGAUACGAAAUGUUGAUGUGGAUGAUAUCUACCCUCAUAUCUACUACUUGUUUUAUUUUCCAGAUUACUAUUGGAUUCUGAUAAAGUAAAACACCCACAAAAUCCACGGGAAAAUGCAAAUAUUUUUGAAAUUCUCACAUUUAGGUAAGUCACAAAAAUAUUUAUUUUAGUAAAAGUAAUUUUAUAAUUUUCGUUAUUUAAAUUUAAUAGUUUUGCAAAUACUUAAACACUUAUAUCGGAACAGUACAUAUACAAUCAUAUUAUGUGUUAUGUAUAGUGUAUUAAUAAAUACAAUAUCUUUUAUUAUUUUACUUAUUUUCAUAACUCGAUUUGGGAAAUCAAAUCAAAUCUGUUAUUUUUGUAAAUCCAAUUUCUUAUGUAAUCUUUUGAUAUUGUGUUUUUUAUUAGCUGGCUGAUAAACCUGUUCAAAAUGGGAAUGAAAAAGGAUUUAGAAGAGAACGAUUUGUAUGCGCCAUUACAAGAUCACAUGUCAUCAUUAUUAGGCAAUGAACUAGAGAAGUAAGACCUUGAUAAAAACUAUAAUUGUCUAAUAUGAUGAAGUUGAUGAAAUUAAUUUGUGUUUUUUCGAAAGAAAAUGGAGAGUUGAACAAGACAUUUCAUAUAAGACAAAUCGUAGACCAAGUUUUUUGAGAGUUCUGAUACAGAUGUUGGGAGCUAAAUAUAUGUUUUGUGGUUGUUUAAUCGCCGUCAACGAACUGAUUUUAAAGUGAGAGUUAAAUGUUAUAUUCAAUUUAUUCGAUUAUAACUUUUUAUACGGCCUAAAUGGGUUGAAAAGAGUGUUAAUAGUUUGAUACCGGGUAGCUCAGUUAAAGGGAAACCAAUUUGAUAAAUCAUUUUUUUUCUAUUUUUAUUAAUGAUAGAAUGGCUCAACCACUGUGUAUUGCCGGAUUCUUGUCAUAUUUCAACACCGAUAAUUCCAAUAAAACGGAAUUUAGACAAGUAUACAUUUGGGCAUCAAGUUUUUUAUUGGGCAUGUUUAUUACAUCGACUUUGUUUCAUUCGCUCCAUAUGGAGAUUUACCAUUACGGUAUGAAGAUGCGAGUGGCUUGCUGUUCGAUAAUUUAUAGAAAGGUAAACAUAUAAAAAACAACUGAUUUAAUUGAACAGUUGAAAUACAAACGUUUUAAUAAAGUUUAAAUAAAUCUUUCAAAUACUUAAUUAUGAUUUUGACAAGUAAAGUAACAAGUGGUCAUUAUUUUUUUAAGCUUUUUUAGAACAACCAACAACAAAUAUAAUACAAUAUAUAUAUAUACAACAAAACUGGGGAUAAUUGUAUAGUGAAAUAGACAUAAAUUACAUCUUAAAACAUAGAUAAAUUUCUUUAUAGACAUAUGUCUUUAUAAUUCAAUAUGAUUUUAAUUAUUAUUUUGGACCCUUUACAUUUACAUAUUGUGUAUAUUUAUUAGUUUCCGUUGUUUAAAUUAUGUCUUAUUGUCUUAUUCUAAAUAUCAUUUAAUCUAUUGUUGCAUAGGCACUACGUUUGGGUCAUACCGCACUUGGUGAAACUACAGUUGGUCAAGUGGUAAAUUUAAUGUCAAAUGAUGUUAAUCGAUUUGAUUCGGCAUUAACAUACAUUCACUAUUUAUGGAUUGGUCCUCUGCAAACCGUAAUGAUUACAUAUUUUGUCUGGCAAGAGAUUGGGGUUUCGUCAUUAAUAGGAGUUGUGACAUUAUUAGUUUUCAUCCCUUUACAAGGUUUGAAAAUGUGGAAUACACAUUGAAAAUAACGUACAAAAUAAACAACAUUCAAAAAUAACUUGUGCAAUAUUUAAUGUAUGUUCAGGUUGGUUUGGGAAAAAAAUUGCAGAAUUUCGAUUGAAGACAGCUAAAUUUACCGAUGACCGAGUCCGUUUAAUGAACGAAAUCAUAUUGGGCAUACAAGUAAUAAAAAUGUAUGUAUGGGAAAAACCAUUUGCAAAUCUUAUGGAACAAGUGAGAAGGUAGGUGGUAACAUUUAUUGAAUAUGAAACAGAUAUUAUGUGAAAUUCAGGUCGAUGAUUAUAAAACCGUAAAUGUCAUCUAGAAAAGAAAUUCAACAAAUCAGAGGGUCAUUAAUCAUCAAAAUUAUUUCACAGUCGUUCUAUGAAUUCCAAACGAAAUUACAAGUGUUUGUUAUGAUUUUGUCAUACGUAUUACUGGGAAAUUAUAUCUCUGUAGAAAAAGUAAAUAAACAUAUUCGAUUUAUUACGCCAACAAAAAUAAUAUACUCGGGUGAAUAUUUUUCUAUUUAUUACAAGGUAUAUGUUGUGACUUCUUAUUAUUCACUUUUACGGUUAACGAUGGGGUUCUUUUUCUCAUACGCGCCUGGACAAUUAGCUGAACUUCUAGUAUCCAUAAAACGCAUACAGGUUUAUAAUUAAUAUUUUUUUUUUCUACAAUAUACUUAUUAUUAAAACUACGAAACUGGGUACCAAAACCACGAUUGCAACAACUAAAUAUAUAAUACAUUUGUACACAGCAUUUUUUAAUACACAUUGAAAGAGACAAUCAGAUAUCGAAAUUUUCAAACAGUUUGAAUGAUUUGCGUUCUAAACCUAAUGAACUAUCCACACCAAAUGACGAUGACACAAAAAAAGAUAUACAAGAUUUAAAUAAUAUUGGUAUAGUUGUGUCAAACGCCACUGCGAAAUGGGCCUAUGAUCAAACAGAUAACACGUUGGAAAAUAUUAAUCUUAACAUUGGACCGGGUAGAUUGGUUGCAGUUAUUGGUUCAGUGGGAGCUGGGAAAGUAUACAAUUUUAUAUCUAACAAAAUUAAUAAACUAAAAAUAAUACCCCUCUCACAAUAUCCUUUUUAACACCCAGUCUAUUCUCUCCUCCUCACAAAAAAUAUCAAAUAUUACUUCUCUGAUCUUCUUCAUCAACCAGUCUGAUCAUAAAAUUAAAAUUUUUCUUUCUGUAUUCCUUUUCCGUGAUGUUAUAAUGGAAAUCAUACUAAAUUAGUUUUCAAACCUGGUUGUAUUACAAAGUUUCCACUAAAAAAAAACAAAUAAUAAAAUAAAAAAACAAUAACGUUUUUUUUACAGAGUUCGUUGUUACAAGCGAUUUUGGGAGAAUUGCCACUUUCUGAAGGAAAUNUAUUUUCAGGAUCUGUUUUAGAUAAUAUAAUAUUCCACUCACCAAUGGAUAAACAACGUUACAAACAAGUGAAAAUAAACUUAUUAUAUUUUUAUAAAGCAAAUAAAAUUAAUGUUUAUUACCCCCCUUCCUCCAUUUAUUUUUAUGUAAUAGGUUAUAAAAGCAUGCGCUUUAAAAAACGAUUUGAAAAGUUUUCCAUACGGCGAUCGUACAAUAGUAGGUGAAAGGGGUGUAACUCUUAGCGGUUGGCAAAGGGCAAGAAUAAACUUGGCAAGAUAA